AGCUAGGGUUUUCACUUCCAUGGCGAUUUCUCGAUAAACUCCGUCUUUAUCAAUCAAAUCAUAUCAAUUUAUACUGUAAUCGGAGUCGGAGGAUGAGAUAUAUCAUUUGAGAAAAUAUGUUAUGGUCUAGAUUACCUUCCGAAGAAAGUGAGGAUAGGAAUAAUCGGGAUAUAUUUGGAGUGUUUAGGGUGCUGGUUGUUGCCGCUAUGGGAUGUCUCUUUGGCUGUUUCCGUAUCAAUGAUGGUUCUCUUCCUCCUGAUUCCAAAUCUCAGCUCGUUUCCCAGUCUCUAGCUCCUAAGGAACCUGUGGUGUCUCGCAACAGGAGUCCAUUAUCUUCUCUUUUCAAUUCUGAAGAAAAAGGCGAGGAUGAUUAUUUGCGCGAAACUGGAAAGGCUGAUCAAGAUGCAGGAACACCUAAGUCUGAGCUGCACACGAAAGAACUCAGGGAUCAGGCCAAGUUCCUUAAAGCUUGUGGAACUUUACCAGAGACUCCUGCUGAAAUUCGAAAAGGCUUGGCUAAAUGCAAAGAUCUAUCAGCUUCAAAAGGAGAUGUUGAACCUUUAAAAUUCAAGUCUUGGCUCUCUGAUGUGGCUGUUGAAAAGUUCAACCUGGAUUUGCUACCUGAUCACCCUAUUACACCUAGUAAAAGCAAUGAACUGGAAAAACAAUCUGGUUCCUUGACUCAUACAUCUAGCAGUUGCAUGAUGGAUGGACAAAAUGGUCAAAGCUCGCCAAAGAACUCUAUUCAUGGUAGUGGAUCUGCUAACACUCCGACAUCCAUUGAGUUUAAUGCUAAUCAGGCUCAUAGAGACGCGGCUUCAGAGGUUUCACCAAUCUUUGCUCCCAGUGCCCAGUACAUGAAUAAAACUGUUCGCUUUGAUUGUGAGUCUGAUCUGUCUGCAGUCUCAUCCAAAAGUACUUCAUUUGCACUUGACAGUGAAAACUCAAAGCAGGCUGAGUUUUCUGGCAAUUACUCUGCAUUGAAACAUUCGCCCUACCCUACCCCACUAAAACUAAGUGAUGAAAUGCAAACACCAGGAACUGUUUUUCCAACAUAUAUAGACGACAUUGCCUAUGGAAAAGCUCCUCGGAUCAGGUCUCAGUAUGUUUAUCCAGUUUUAAACCCUGUGGAUAGAGCACCGCAGUUGAAGGAUUUGUCUGAUGAAGAUUCCUACUCCAUUGAAAAUUCUAAUUCUAGAUUAUGGUCCAGUAACAUGACAGAAUCUGGUGAACGGCCAAAUGAAGCAAGCUUUUCAUCAGAACUAGUAACGCCCGGAUUAAGAAAAGCUUCAGCUGAUAAUGAUUCAAAGGUAGAGGCAAGCUUGUCUUCGUGGCUGAAACCAUCUUCAAUCAAUCAAGACAUGGGUAAGCAGCACACUAGUUCUGGUUGCGGUAACAAUGCUCAUUAUGGCAGAACUCCUGGAGAUAGGCCUAUACUUGGAUUGGUUGCUGCUCACUGGAAAGAUGAUGAAGAUUCUCGUAUAUCUCCUAAAUGGUGGGAUGGAAAUGGGAUCCCCAAUUCAACUAACAAGUAUAAAGAGGAUCAGAAAGUAAGCUGGCAUGCAACGCCAUUUGAAGAGAGACUGGAGAAGGCAUUAUCAGAAGAAUCUUCCAUUCCACAUAGGAAGCAAUACAGUGGGACAAGACCAUUUGCCUUUAACGACAUGGAUGAAACUGAUACUGCCAUCUCUCAAGUGCACUAAUAAUGUCAGCUAAAGCUCAUUUUCCAUCCAUCAAUUAGCACAGAUUCAAAGUUUAUCCGGGAAUUUUGUUUCGUCUUAGCUGAGAUGCUGCUCAAUCUCAGGUGUAAGCCAGACGUUCAAUCUCUGAUGAUGGUUCGAGAUAUAUCAAGGAUUUCUGAGUGUAAUAUAGUUGUAGUUUUGAUCAUAUAAACUGAACAAGGUGGCAGUUUAAAAAUGAAAAAUGAUUAAGGAUAUUGGUGCAAUAUGAUUGAGCAUCUGUUUAGCAAUGCAUCAAGUAUAAACAAAUUUGCUCCACUGUUAAUGUGAUUGCAAUUUUU
Molecule: messenger RNA, 2020 nt
Organism: Solanum verrucosum
Lineage: Eukaryota; Viridiplantae; Streptophyta; Magnoliopsida; Solanales; Solanaceae
Product: protein JASON
Exons: 7
Coding region: 117-1703 (528 amino acids)
Biological process (GO): male meiosis II
Source: RefSeq, a predicted model, not a curated record